AUGAAGCUGGAGGCUAGAGCUAACCCUAAUUUGUUUAUGGCGGUUGUUUAUAAGUAUCGCGAUCACGGCAAGAUCAUAAGGCUCCACUUUGAAGGCGCACCUAUCGCUCCUCAACCUGGAGAAGGAAGAGGAGGAGGAGCCUAUUACAACGCCCCUCAAGUUAAUUAUCCAUACCAUUCUCCUUAUGCUCCUCCACAGCAGCAGCUUCUCGCUGGAAACUUUGGUUAUCCGAUGUUGAAACCGCCUCCGCCACAGCAGAAGGAGGCUCCAGAGGGGGUGUAUAAGCAGCAUACUGUGCCUCCUCCUUUUGCUAUGCAGCCGCCACCGCCAAUGCCGUUGUCUAGUUACUCUUACAUUGAACCUCCCUAUUGGCCGGUGGCUACGCCGAGUGGUGGUAAGUGUGUGAUUAUGUGA
Molecule: messenger RNA, 414 nt
Organism: Brassica rapa (field mustard)
Lineage: Eukaryota; Viridiplantae; Streptophyta; Magnoliopsida; Brassicales; Brassicaceae
Product: leucine-rich repeat extensin-like protein 3
Source: RefSeq, a predicted model, not a curated record